AUGCUGUUGAGCGGUGCGCUGAUUCAGAAAAAUAUCGACGUCAAAAUUUAUGAGGUCGACGGGAGUCUGUUCGCGGCGUAUUAUCCGGCGGAUAGAAGUAAACAUUUUUACUACUGCGAAUCGGAUUUAGGAUACGCUCAACCGAUCUAUCACAUCAAAAGGAACCGGGUCCCACUGUGCAAGGCACUGGGUAUUAAGGUCACGGCCACCGUGUUCACUGCUGCGGCGUCCCAGGCCGUCGCCAAAAAGGCGGGCUUCGUGGACCUCUUUGAGAUCACCUACGAAGAGUUGGCACGAAAAGGCUUCGAGUUUCCAGGGGUCGAGGAAGACACGAAGUCCUCAAAGCUGAUGGCCCUCGUCAUCAAU
Molecule: messenger RNA, 366 nt
Organism: Iphiclides podalirius (scarce swallowtail)
Lineage: Eukaryota; Metazoa; Arthropoda; Insecta; Lepidoptera; Papilionidae
Source: the annotation of a GenBank genome assembly